GACUGUCGCCCGCAGGAGUGCCGCUCUCUCUCACCCGGGUUUAAGUAACGCCGAAGUGGCUGAAACUCGUUUCUCCUCUUUCUCCUUUUCCAGGAAGGCACAGUGAAGAGCUACAGACACACGGAGCACAGGUUCUCUUCAUUUGACAGACUUUUUUUUUUUUAUACUUAUCGGCUCCUCGCUCACAGCAAGGAAAAAGGACAGAAACAUGCCCAAAGCGGUCAAUGUUCGCGUCACCACCAUGGACGCUGAGCUGGAGUUUGCCAUCCAGCCCAGCACCACCGGCAAGCAGCUGUUUGACCAGGUGGUUAAAACCAUCGGCUUACGGGAGGUCUGGUACUUUGGACUCCAGUACAUGGACGCUAAAGGUUACCACACUUGGCUUAAACUGGACAAAAAGGUGUCCUCCCAGGAUGUGAAGAAGGAGAACCCACUGCAGUUCAAGUUCCGGUCCAAGUUCUUCCCAGAGGACGUGUCGGAGGAGCUGAUCCAGGACAUCACCCAGAAGCUUUUCUUCCUGCAGGUGAAAGAGGGCAUCCUGAGCGACGAGGUUUACUGUCCGCCAGAGACGGCCGUGCUGCUGGCGUCCUACUCCGUUCAGGCCAAGUUUGGAGACUACAACAAAGAAGUCCACCGGCCGGGAUACCUGCUGUCUGAACGCCUGCUACCACACAGAGUGCUGGAGCAGCACAAGUUAUCCCGAGAGCAGUGGGAGGAGAGGAUUCAGGUGUGGCAUGAGGAGCACAAUGGGAUGUUAAAGGAGGACGCUAUGCUGGAGUACCUGAAGAUCGCACAGGACCUGGAAAUGUACGGAGUCAACUACUUUGACAUAAAGAAUAAGAAAGGAACAGAGCUGAGGCUGGGAGUGGACGCACUGGGACUCAACAUUUAUGAGAAAGAUGACAGAUUGACCCCAAAGAUUGGCUUCCCCUGGAGUGAGAUCAGAAACAUUUCCUUCAACGAUAAGAAGUUCAUCAUCAAGCCCAUCGACAAAAAGUCUCCGGACUUUGUGUUUUAUGCACCAAGACUGCGCAUAAACAAGCGCGUCCUGCAGCUGUGCAUGGGCAACCACGAGCUCUACAUGCGCCGUCGCAAGCCAGACACGAUUGAGGUGCAGCAGAUGAAGGCACAGGCCCGAGAGGAUAAGCAACAGAAACAGCUGGAGAGGGCCCAUCUGGAUAACGAGAAGAAGAAGAGGGAGGCCAUCGAGAGAGAGAAGGAGCAGAUGGAGCAGGAGAAGCAGGAUCUGAUGAUGAGGCUCUUACAGUUUGAGGAGAAGACCAAGAAGGCAGAAAGAGACCUGACUGAGCAGCGACAGAGGGCCCAGUUGCUGGAGCAGGAGCGCAUGAAAGCCGAGGAAGAGGCCGCUCGCCUGGAGGGAGAGCGUCAGGCUGCCCUGCUGGCUAAAGAGGAGCUCGCCCGCCAUGCUGAGGACCAGAAGAAGAGUCAGGAACAGCUGGCUGCCGAGCUUUCAGAGUACACUUCUAAGAUCACUCAACUGGAGGAGGCCAAGAGACUCAAGGAGGCAGAGGCCGAUACCUGGCAGCUCAGGGCUAAGGAGGCCCAGGACGAUCUGCUGAAGACCAAGGAUGAGCUGCACAUGGUGAUGGCAGCGCCCCCACCCCCACCACCUCCCCCACCGAUGUACGACAACAUCGACGACAACAGCGACAGCGAGGAGAACAACAGCACGCACAGCGCCGACCUGCAGACCGAGGGCAUCAACGACCACCGCAACGAGGAGGAUCGCCUCACUGAGGCCGAGAAGAACGAGCGCGUGCAGAACCAGCUGAAGGCUUUGACCUCAGAGCUGGCUCAGGCGCGUGAUGAAUCCAAGAACACCCAGAACGACCUCCUCCACAGUGACAACGUCCGACACGGCCGGGACAAGUACAAGACCCUGCGACAGAUCAGGCAGGGCAACACCAAGCAGAGGAUCGACGAGUUUGAGGCCUUAUAAACAGCCUGCAGCCACUCACCCUUUCUGAAUGGUCACUUAAAUCUGGCUCUUCAGCUCACACACACACACACACACACACACACACACACACACUCAUGUAUAUCACACACCAGUUGCAGACUAAACUGGAGCAGUAUCAGCACAGCAGAAGCAUUGCUUACAGAGACACGCUCCUGUUGUGGGUUUGUCUGGAAGUAUGCAAGGCUUUGCAAAUCCUCUGAACACAAUUUAGUGCCAAAACCUUUUUCUUCUUAGUGUUUCACAUCCUAUUUGUCUAUUUGAAUGUGUCUCAUUUGAUCAAUUCAGACCAAAUCAUAUUUUUAUCCACAGAUGAGAUGAAGUAGUGGGAGUAGCCAAAUUUUAUUAUUAUUAUUGAUAUUAUUAUUUCAUGAUGUGAACAUAGAGUGUGUAAUCAAAGCCUCGCUUCCUUUUCAUGUCUGUCUGUUGUUGUUGUUGGAAGAAAAGGACAGUUGUUUAGAGCGACCACUCAGAAAGGGGUAAACAGUCCAAGGAGAAAAAGAAAUUGGAUUGUGAUUUCCAUAUAUUUGAACACCUCCAUUUAUGUUUUAUUUUUGCUUUACAAUAGCUUCAAAUCAUGCCUAGUAAGAUAUUUAUACUGUAUAUGGGACAUUAAAAAGGGUAUUUCAUUUUGGUUUGUAUAUUUUUGCUAUCUACUAAUGAUAAAACAUUUAAUAUUUUCAAAGGUUUUAUAUAUUGACCAAAAUAAUAGAAGUCUUAUGUUCCAUUAUGUUUAACUUUGGAUCACUAAAGAGAUAUAACUGUAAAUUAUUAUUAUUAUUUUAUACUGUAGAAGAUAUCCAGCUGAAUGCCAUUCGAUCAGUUCAGGAGAUGGCUUUCUUUUUAGGUACUCUAGAUAAUUUCUUGCAGUGCAGUUCACAGAAUCUUGAUGAUUAUUUCAUCCUCAGAGCACUGUUUAAACUGUAACACUUUAGGUUUAAUAUAUUUUAUUUCUCUGUUCUGUUUCAUGUCUAUGUUUAGUUAAAGAUGAGCAUUGUGUGCUGCUACCCCCCCCCAGCCCCAAGUGGCCUUUCUCUCUGGCCGCCCCUCUGCAGGGUUCAGGCCCAGACGGUUGGGCUUCAGUCUUAGCCAAGGUGCAUAGAGACAAAAUAUGGAUGUAACAUUCAAAACUUUAGUUCUUUUAGUGUUAGACCCGAGGAUUGAACUGAGGGCUGAGGUGAGGUUUAUGAAGGGUUUUCAUUUUGCAGCUCGGUCCCUGACUGGACUGACUCGGACAGUAAACGCCAACCUCGCCCCCUCUCCUCUGUGGACAUGAAGUAGCAUCUACAGACACUGUAAUGAAAACAGCUCUGUCGGCCUUUGUAUACUGUAUGAGCAGGAUUUUAUAAUGAGGUGUUACACAAAUUGGCAAUAAAGAAAAAUAUGAUUUCA
Molecule: messenger RNA, 3370 nt
Organism: Labrus mixtus (cuckoo wrasse)
Lineage: Eukaryota; Metazoa; Chordata; Actinopteri; Labriformes; Labridae
Gene: ezrb
Product: ezrin b
Exons: 13
Coding region: 209-1960 (583 amino acids)
Biological process (GO): positive regulation of early endosome to late endosome transport; regulation of organelle assembly; positive regulation of protein localization to early endosome
Cellular component (GO): apical part of cell; filopodium; adherens junction
Molecular function (GO): actin binding; cell adhesion molecule binding
Source: RefSeq, a predicted model, not a curated record